UGGAAGGGAAGUGGCUCCGGGGCAGAGCAGGCCCAGGUGCCCAGAACCAGGCCGGGCUGUGCAGAGCUGGGGAGGCGGGGAUGUGUGGGCCGGGCCGGAGAAACACGGGGGCCAGCCCCGCACGCCCUGCCCGCCGGGAACUUGGAGGGUGGGGCGCGCUGCUUCUGGAAGCUGCCCGGAGACACUGACUGCAUGAGCCUGAGGGCCUCCUCCCCCAUCUCGGUGUGAUGUCACCUGCUCCGGACGUCCUCGGGAUUUUCGGAACUGGGGGCUGGGUCAUGUUGAUGCUGCUCGUCCCUAGGCCCCUCCCCUCACUGUCCAACCUCAUGCCACACUGAGGGUGCUACAUGGGAGAUCAUGACAUCAUCCCUUCUCUAAGCCCACCCCAAAUUUCCGGCCCUGGUCUUGUGGCGCUUCUUCCAAGCCUUAGGGGCGGGCUGUCUUUUGCUGGGAUGAAGGUGUAUCUUGCCAUCCCCCAGAGGUGGCUUCGGGAGUGGGUGGGGCUGCCAACUUGGUGCUCUUCUUGGAAAUGACUCUGAGGGUGCUCCUAUGAGCUUCUCCAGCCCAGUCUGGCCUUGGUCCCAGAAGGUGGGGGUGAAACGUGUGUCGUCAGGGACCCAGGUGGAUGUGUCCCUCCCGAAGUGCCCCAUGCUGACGGCUCCUCCCUGCUGUUCCUGCCCCUGCCCUAGCUGCUGGUGUGAUGAGUAACACGACUGCACCUAGCGCCCCCAGGGCUGCCAGCGAUUCCAUGGUGGGCUAUGUGCUUGGCCCCUUCUUCCUCAUCACCCUAGUAGGAGUGGUGGUGGCUGUGUGUAUUUUGUCUUUAUUGCAGAUGAUGUACAUCCAGAAGAAGAAACGGGUGGACAGGCUCCGGCACCACCUGCUGCCCAUGUACAGUUAUGACCCAGCAGAAGAACUGCAUGAAGCUGAGCAGGAGUUGCUCUGUGAAGUGGGGGAUCCCAAGGUGGUCCAUGGCUGGCACAGUAGCUACCAGCACAAACGGAUGCCCCUUUUGGAUGUGAAGACAUAAUCUAAGGAAACAGCACACCAAAUCCUGGCCCUAUUGGAGAUGAUCUUUUCACUCCUUUACAGGAGUCCAGAAUUGCUUAUUUCUGUUAUCUCUGCUGAAAAGCCUCCUGGCCUUACCCUUGCCCUACAAUAGGCUAUACAAGCCCUUAAUUGACCUGCUGGCUGGGACAGCUAUCCUUCGUUUAGGCUGGGAUCCCUCCCCCCACCAAGGGGCUACUCAACCAUUAUUCUUUGCUUGGCAAACCAUAAAACUAGGAGGGAAUAGGAUUUACUUGGACUUAUUGUACUGCUUCCCUUUCCCCCCUCCCCCAUUUCAGCAUGCUCAAAGCCCUUGCUACUGUUGAGUUCAGGGUAAAGGUUUCCUAGGGAUGGCUUUGUUUAUAUUAUACAGUAUAUAUAUAUUUUGUAAAUAAAACGUUUUGUGAAUGGGAGUGUGACUUGAGAUAGUUCUGGCUGAGGAGAAAGCACUUCUACUUCCCAAUUUAGUCCCUCUUUUAGUUCCAGAAGAUAACUUGCAAAAUGUCCACUUGAGAACACAAAGUAACCUAUGGCUAUCUAUCCAAUACCCCCUAAAUAAGAUUACUUCAUCCAGAAAAAGGAGUUUAUUUUUAUUCAAGUAACUGCAAAUAGGAAACCAGAGUGGUGGGGCCUCACAAUAGUCUGGGACCACCCUUUCCCCCACUUAGGCUGAAUCUCCUUCCCUUAACCCUCCCAACUUGGAGAUUAUCAAAGGAGGGAGGAUAGUAGUGGAGUUGGGCAACUCCCCAACAAUGUCACUUUUUUUAGUAAACUAGGCCUGGUAUCCACUAUUUCCCCAAGCCCUCCUUGUGAUGAUUUGGGGAGGAUGAGCAGGGUGGAUGGAGGAGGGAUAGAGAGGGCAGGUGAAAAUGAGAACUAACAAAACCUCAUGGCUGAAUGUCUGGAAGCCACAGAAUCUAAGAACAAAACCAUUUAAAAAAGAAAACCAACAAAAGUGUUCAGAGGUAGAUUGUGAAUGGAGAGAAGAUGUAACCAGCUCCUAGGGGGAGGGGGAUGGCAUUUUGGAAAGGAGGGAUUGGGGAAGGGGGGCUCACAGGUAGGAAAUAUCCUUGCUUAAAUCAAGCAUUUCAAAGGCAAAAUCAGAGGCCAAGAAAGGCCAGCCCAGGAUUGGGGGAAAUCUAUAGGAUUGUCAAAUCCCCCUUCUCCCUACAUCUUCUGAGCAGCAAGGAAAACAAAUUAAUCAGGCCCUCUCCCUUCCUCUUAC
Sarcophilus harrisii (Tasmanian devil) is the source of this 2272-nucleotide messenger RNA. RefSeq names its product small integral membrane protein 29 (gene SMIM29). The coding region runs from base 701 to 1030 and encodes 109 amino acids. The record is from RefSeq and is a predicted model, not a curated record. NCBI's taxonomy places the organism in Eukaryota, Metazoa, Chordata, Mammalia, Dasyuromorphia, Dasyuridae. The transcript is spliced from 5 exons.